Molecule: messenger RNA, 2056 nt
Organism: Hippopotamus amphibius kiboko
Lineage: Eukaryota; Metazoa; Chordata; Mammalia; Artiodactyla; Hippopotamidae
Gene: TRABD2B
Product: TraB domain containing 2B
Exons: 7
Coding region: 85-1650 (521 amino acids)
Biological process (GO): negative regulation of Wnt signaling pathway
Cellular component (GO): organelle membrane
Molecular function (GO): Wnt-protein binding; metalloendopeptidase activity
Source: RefSeq, a predicted model, not a curated record
CCUCCGUGCCCAGCCGGGGGCUGCCCGCCGCGGUGAGGGGGCGCCGCCUAGGAGGGUCCCCCGCGCCCCGCGGGCCCCGGCAGGAUGCACGCCGCCCUGGCGGGGACGCUGCUCGCCGCCCUCCUCGCCAGCGCCCGCGCCCGCCCGCAGCCCCCGGACGGAGGACAGUGCCGGCCGCCCGGAUCGCAGAGGGACCUGAACUCCUUCCUGUGGACCAUUCGGCGCGACCCCCCGGCCUACCUGUUUGGCACCAUCCACGUCCCCUACACCCGAGUCUGGGACUUCAUCCCGGACAACUCCAAGGCAGCCUUCCAGGCCAGCGCCCGCGUCUACUUUGAGCUGGACCUGACAGACCCCUACACCAUCUCGGCACUGGCCAGCUGCCAGCUGCUGCCGCACGGGGAGAACCUGCAGGAUGUGCUGCCCCGCGAGCUCUACUGGCGCCUGAAGCGCCACCUGGACUACGUGAAGCUGAUGAUGCCAUCGUGGAUGACACCUGCGCAGCGGGGCAAGGGGCUCUAUGCCGACUACCUGUUCAACGCCAUCGCUGGCAACUGGGAGCGCAAGAGGCCGGUGUGGGUGAUGCUCAUGGUGAACUCUCUCACGGAGACGGAUGUGCGCUCCCGGGGUGUGCCCGUGCUUGACCUCUACCUGGCCCAGCAGGCCGAGAAGAUGAAGAAGAGCACCGGGGCCGUGGAGCGCGUGGAGGAGCAGUGCCAUCCGCUCAAUGGGCUCAACUUCUCCCAGGUGCUCUUUGCCCUGAACCAGACGCUGCUGCAGCACGAGAGCGUGCGGGCCGGGAGCCUGCAGGCGCCCUACACCACCGAGGACCUCGUCAAGCACUACAACUGCGGCGACCUCAACGCCGUCAUCUUCAACCACGACACGUCCCAGCUUCCCAACUUUAUCAACACCACCCUCCCGCCGCACGAGCAGGUCACGGCCCAGGAGAUCGACAGCUACUUCCGCCAGGAGCUCAUCUACAAAAGAAAUGAACGGAUGGGGAAGAGGGUCAUGACGCUUCUGCAGGAGAACGAGGACAAGAUCUGCUUCUUUGCCUUCGGAGCAGGUCACUUUCUGGGGAACAACACAGUCAUCGAUGUCCUUCGGCAGGCAGGGCUGGAGGUGGAGCACACACCCGCGGGGCAGACCAUCCACAGCCCUGUCGCCCAGAGCCCAGCCGCUCCACCCGAGGGGACCUCGGCGAGCCCCGCCCCAGCGACCCCAGCUGCUGCCGUCCCCGCGGCCCCCUCGGCAGCCCCCACUGCGCUGCCUGAGGAGGAGGACCCAGCCCUGUCCCCACACCUCCUGCUCCCCGACAGCCUCAGCCAGCUGGAGGAGUUUGGGCGGCAGAAGAAGUGGCAGAAGAGGCAGAACAAACACCAGCGGCCGCGGCAGUUCAAUGACCUCUGGGUCCGCAUCGAGGACAGCACCACCGCCUCGCCACCCCCGCUGCCCUUCCAGACCACGCACAGCUCUGGGACUGCCAAGCCCCCCUUCCAGCUCUGCGACCCGCUCCAGCAGCAGGAAGAGCUGGGUCCGGCCAGCAGCUCAGCACCCAGCCGCUCACAGCCCGCCCUGGGCCUCCUCCCCGCCGUCGCUGCCAGCAUCACAGCCCCUUUCCUGCUGCACAUCCUUGGGGCCUCCUGACCUUGGCCCCCCGCCUGCCCAGUGCAGAGAAAGAAGCCAGAGAAACCAAUGGGAGGGUCUGCGGCCACACCCACUGCCCCUGCCACCACCUCCAGGGGUGCCUGACACCGCACGGGCAGUCCAGACAGGAUCCGUUAGAACACUAGAGCUUUAUUGUACCUGAGUUACAUCUUCUUUUUUGUAGAAGGAUCUUAAUUUCCCAUAGUGCUAUGGGGCUUUUUUGUAAAAUACGUGUCCAUAUUAAAAAAAGAAAAAUGUAUUUAUUCUACCGAUAAAACUAUUUUUAUGUGGCCAAUGUUGAUAACCCCGUAACUAGCCCCUUUGCCAACCCAGGAGGUGAACCCAGGUUGCCAGGACAUCUGGGACCUCAUGGUGACCGUGGCUUUGAACUGGCUGGCUCCUGGAU